Molecule: messenger RNA, 2712 nt
Organism: Triticum turgidum subsp. durum (durum wheat)
Lineage: Eukaryota; Viridiplantae; Streptophyta; Magnoliopsida; Poales; Poaceae
Source: the annotation of a GenBank genome assembly
AUGGUGGAGCGAUGGCCAUGCCCUAAGCUUGUGAUCUCCACCAACUCCAAAAGUCCAGCUAUAAAACGGCAGAAAAAGAAAUUCCGAAGCAACUGCCAGUCAGCAAUCAUCGUCAGCUCAGCUCAACCUCGGAGGAAACGUCCCCGGAACGAAGUAGCAAUUCAGCAGGCGGAGGCCGACUCUUUCCCCCCGUCUCCCGGUUUCUAUUUCCGUCCCCAACCACCCGCGACCCCCGCUUUCCAUGGCCGCCGCGGCCGGAUGAUGUCUAGAAAGCCGCUCCUCCCCUGCCGCGGGCCCGCAGCCACCCCUCCCGCCCAGCUCCUCCUCCCAAUCCGCCGCCUCCUCCUCCUCCCCCUCCCCCGCCGCCGCUCCUCCCCGCCGCCGCCGCCGCUCGACCGACGGAGGCCCGCCAUGGCCGGCGCUGGCCAGUCCGCGGCCCCCGCGGCGGCGGCGGCGGCCGGCGCCGGGGCCACCUCCUUCCAUGUCGGCAUGGUGCGGGUCGUCUCGUUCCUCGUCGGCGGCCUCAACUGCGCGGUGCUGCUGCUUGGCCUCUACCUCAUCGACGCCGCGCUCCCGCCCGGCUGCGGCUGGGGCCUCGCGCUCGCCGCCAUGCCCGCUAUGGCCGCGGUCCGGGUGCUCGCCAUGCUCGGCGCCGCGCGGGCCCAGCACGCCACUGCGGACGCCAUUGCUCGCCGCCACCUCGACGAGGCCGCCGCCUCCGUUGCCGAGGACGCCGUGGCCCGCCACGAGAUCAGGGUGAGGUAUAAGCGCUGGUUGUGGUGGACUAGAUUUGGUAUGGCUGUUGGUGCAUUGCAGCUGGUUGGGGCAAUAUAUCUCAUGUUUGUCAUUGUGAGUGAUCUUCCCAACGAAAGAAGACCCACGUCCUGUUUCUUUGCACAGGAUGGAGCUGAGCGGGUCUCCAGACGAGCAUUAAUUGCUUUGUUUCUUAUCCUUUCCUGGGUUGUGGUCGUCCUUCAGUGCUUCAUGGGUUCUGAUGUAUUGAGAUGGCGGUCAUUCUAUGCGACACAUGAUAUGGCAUGGAAAGCUCAUUACAGGGAAGUGUUUGAUCAUGGAAUUCGUGAGGCUUUGUGCUGCCUAGGACGUGCAAAGUAUCUAGCCGUAUUGGAAGAAGAUGAGGUAUAUUCUGUGGCAAGACUUCUGGGUGAAUUGGUUGCAUAUCGUGCUUCUGGGACUGGCCAUUUGGAACUGUUAGCAGGGCUUGCUCUAUUGCAGAAGCAUGGGAAUUUGCCUGAUUUGCAAACUGACCUUGUGGAGGCACCUCAUACGCUUAUGCGAGAAGCUGCUGUUCUCCAUCCUUUUGCUGAAGCAUGUUACACGGGGCCACUUCUUGAUGUCGGAAGAAACCCCAUUUUGUUUCCAUGCGCAUGGGUUUAUCGACAAGGCGUUUUAACUCCAUGGGCGCGCCUAAGGCGUCCUGCACUUGAUGGUGAUAACUGGUGGCGAGGGCAUGCUGCAGCUUUCCUUAGAUUUGUUAAUAUAGCACCUACAGCACUUGUUCGAGGCCGUGUUCGUCAGAGCAAGCGUGAAGCCGCUUACUUUGUUGUGGUCCUCCAUGACAAAAAAACUGUUCUUAUUGGGGUGCGUGGGACAGAAACACCAGAGGAUCUCAUAACCGAUGGACUAUGCAGAGAAUGUGCUUUCACUAUGGAAGAUUUGGAUGGACUAGUAAAUAGUGAACUAUUACCUGUAACUACGAGGGAGAAAGUUAUUUCUACAUUCCCGCACUAUGGACAUGGUGGAAUUGUAGAGGCUGCUCGGGAGCUUUUCAUGCAACUCAACGACUGCACAGGAGAUAAUGGCAACUCAGAAAACACGUCCUCCAAAAAAUUUGGAUUUCUGUCUACGCUAGUCCAGGAGGGCAGUGAGUGUCAUGGAUAUAAAAUUCGUGUCGUUGGACAUUCUUUAGGAGGCGCUGUUGCUACAGUCCUAGGAAUGAUGCUUUUUGGCAGAUACCCAGAUGUGCAUGUGUAUGCUUAUGGCCCACUUCCUUGUGUGGAUUUGAUAAUAGCUGAAGCCUGUUCACAGUUUGUUACCACCAUUGUAAACAACGACGAAUUUUCUUCUCGCCUUUCAAUCAACUCAAUCCUCAGACUACGAUCUGCUGCAAUAAGUACUCUUUCAGAUAACUCCCCAGAUGAUACAGCAAUGAUACAAAAACUUGCUCGCAGAAUUUUGAAUGCAAACAAGUAUCAUGAAAGGCGGUCUCCACACCAGGAUGCAUUAUGCAAUACUGAGCCAGACCUUCAAGAUUUGCAAAAUGGCUUGGGUGCCUACAAUGGACCCAGUUCAUCCAUAGAUGAGCCCAGAAGCUAUCGAAGCCUACAAAUUGAUCAGGAUGUCCGGAGGAUUCCACUUGAUGGGCAUGAUUCCGGUUUGGAAGAGGCUCAGACAUCUUCUGGGGAAAUACUAGUCGAGUCUCGAGAGAUGUUUCUUGCAGGCUUAAUUAUUCAUGUUGUGCGGAACAGAAGAAGCCUCUUUCCUCUUUGGAAAUGCUGGAACCCUCAGGAAGCUGAACAACCAUAUAAAGCUGUUUUUGCGAAAAGAGAGAACUUCAGGGAUAUUGCUGUUACUCCUUCUAUGUUCAUGGAUCACUUACCAUGGAGGUGUCGGUUUGCUAUGCAGAGAACUCUGGAAGGCCAACCGUCACAGCGUUUAGCUAAUUCUGAUUCACCUGUACAACAUUUGGUCUGA